Molecule: messenger RNA, 2478 nt
Organism: Nerophis lumbriciformis (worm pipefish)
Lineage: Eukaryota; Metazoa; Chordata; Actinopteri; Syngnathiformes; Syngnathidae
Source: RefSeq, a predicted model, not a curated record
AUGGACUUCUACAAACUUAACUCUUUAGAAUCAUUUGAGGAGGUUUGGGGUCGUUAUGGUUACGGAGAAAACCUAGAGGACGUGCUUGAGGCGGAGUUCACGCGGAUUAAAGGAACUGUAUAUCUGGAUCAUGCAGCAACUACUUUAUACCCGGAAUCACUGGUUAGAAGCUACUGUCUGGAUAUUUCAAGAAACGUAUAUGGAAACCCUCACAGCCACAACCCAAGUAGCAGGUUGACACAUGAGACCGUGGAGAGGGUCAGAUACAGGAUAUUGCAGCAUUUCAACACUACCCCUGAGGAGUACGCUGUGAUUUUCACUUCUGGCUGUACGGCUGCUAUCAAAUUAGCGGCAGAGGUCUUCCCCUGGAGGUCACAGACGGAAAGCGAAGAAGGCAGUCACUUUUGCUACUUCACUGACAACCAUACAUCUGUUGUUGGCAUAAGAGGACUAACAUCUAACUGGGGAGUAGUUACACUGCCCGUCUUCCCUGAGGAAGUGGAAAAUAGGGCAAAAGAUAAGGCUCAGGGUGAAGAUACGGUUUGUCAGACGCCACAUCUGUUCUGCUACCCAGCACAGAGCAACUUCUCAGGGAGGAAGUAUCCCCUUAGCCAUGUAAAAGGCAUUCAGGCAAGACGUCUUUACCCAGCAUGUGACCAUGGAGGCCAAUGGUUUGUGCUGCUGGACGCAGCCUCACUUGUCAGCUGUUCCCCACUAAACCUCCAAGACUGCCCUGCUGAUUUUAUUCCCAUCUCCUUCUACAAGAUAUUUGGCUUCCCCACAGGUCUGGGGGCUCUCCUUGUACGUAACAAUGCAGCAGGCAUACUAAAAAAGGCUUAUUUUGGAGGAGGCACUGCAGCCGCUUACCUUUCUGGAGAAGAUUAUUAUGUGCAGGCUGCAAACCUUUCUGAUAGAUUCGAAGAUGGCACUGUCUCAUUUUUGGACAUCAUUGCCCUCAACCAUAGUUUUGAAGCUCUAUACAGGAUCACCGGGGGAAUGCAAAACAUACAACAGCACACCUUUGGUUUAGCACGUUAUACUUACAUGCUUCUGUCAAGUCUUUGCCAUGGCAACGGGCGACCAGUGGCACAGAUGUACACACAAGGCCAGUUUGACAGUCCAAGCACACAGGGUGCAAUACUAAACUUCAACCUUAUUGAUUCUCAUGGAGAAAUAAUUGGAUAUUCUCAGGUUGCCAGAAUGGCAAGUUUGUUCAACAUUUAUGUACGCACUGGAUGCUUUUGCAACACUGGAGCCUGUCAGAGUUUUGUUGGGAUCACAAAUCAGCAGAUGAAGAGAAACCUGCAGGCCGGCCACGUCUGCGGAGACACGGUCGACAUAGUGGAUGGGCAGCCAACUGGAUCUGUACGCGUGUCAUUUGGCUACAUGUCAAUAUUUGACGACUGUCAAAAGUUUCUGAAUUUUGUUGCUGAGUGCUUUGUGAAGAAACCCGUGACAGUAGACCAUGCAAGACUGGAGAGGCUUAAAGCAGCUAGCGCAUCAAAUGAAGAGACAACUGUCAAUAUCAACGAAGUAACACGCAAAGUUGAAGAAAAAAAAGUUUUGCAGAAGGGAUUUGAGCAUGCGUGCGUGAGCCGCGAGGGGCCUUAUACAUUGACUAACAUCUACAUAUAUCCCAUCAAAUCAUGCGGUGCAUUUGAGGUCCACAGCUGGCCGGUAGGACCUCAGGGUUUACUGUAUGACAGAGGCUGGAUGGUGGUAAAUGGAAAUGGCGUGUGCUUGAGUCAGAAAAGAGAGCCGCGUUUAUGCCUCAUUCGCCCACAAGUUCAUCUGUCCUCAAACGAAUUGCUCCUGCAGGCAUCAAGGAUGAAUACCAUUUCAGUUCCAUUGGAAAUCAGAAGUGGAACGCACGCAAGCUCUCCAAUCUGUCAGAGUAAAGUUUGUGGUGAUAGAGUGGAGACUAUUGACUGCGGUGAUAAGGCUGCAGCGUGGCUUUCAGUCUUGCUUGGACAGCCAUGUCGCCUCAUAAGACAAAAUCCUGAUUUCACUCGACAUAUGAAAAAGAAGUCUGAUACAAGAGCCGCCAUCUCCUCGUCACUCUCCCUGGUGAAUGAAGCGCAGUAUCUCAUGAUCAACCGUGCAAGUGUGGAGCUCAUUCACAAAGUAAUGAGCAGCAGGCAAGACGAUCCUGAGAUUGACAUAGAGAACAUCAUCGGUCGUUUCCGAGCCAAUUUUGUUAUCGCAGGGUUUGAACCAUUUGAGGAGGACAUGUGGUCAAACUUGAUUAUUGGCAACGUUCCAUUCAUGGUAAGAGGGCAAUGUGGACGGUGCCAAAUGGUUGGAGUCGAUCAGAGCACUGGAACCAAAACAAAGGAGCCUCUGAUAUCUCUUUCUGCAUACCGCAAUGGAAAGGUUACAUUUGGUGUAUACUUGACCCACCAGUUGCCAGACGAUUCACCAACAGCUGGUGUUCUCAGUGCUGGUUCCCACAUACUGCCAGAGCUCCAUGCUUCUUAA